CCUGGUGUGUAGUAGCUGUAUCACUGCUCUGCUUUGUUGGAGCCAGCCCAAGGUUUCUCUGCUGUUUAAAUAAAGGCCAACAGAAAGGAAAGCUGAUAGAAGACGCUGGGAAAGUAGUAGAAGUGACAUAUUGUAAGCGAGAUGAAAGAGGAAGAGAAAGCUGUUGAUACAUGAUGUGAAAGGUGGGAGAAUUAUUGUUUUUCUUUUCUAAAUGGCAGCACGAAGGAAGUCAAACUGCAUGAAGGAGGUGGAAAAACCUCAAGAGAAAAGAGAAAGACGCCGGCUUCAGCAGCAGGAGCUCAGGGAGAAAAGAGCUCAGGAGGUGGACACCACCAUCCCCAACUAUGAGAUCAUGUACAUGAUCCGAGAUUUCCGAGCCAGUCUAGACUGCCGGCCCCUGACCACAGCAGACCUGAUUGAAGAGCACAGAAUAUGCGUUUGUGUGAGGAAACGUCCACUCAACAAAAAAAAGUUGUCCAUGAAGGAUUUGGAUGUGAUCACCAUUCCCAGUAAGGAUGUGGUGAUGGUUCAUGAACCUAAACAAAAAGUGGACCUGACCCGCUACCUGGAGAACCAGACCUUCCGUUUUGACUACGCCUUUGACGACAGCACCACAAACGAGAUGGUUUACAGGUUCACAGCCAGACCUCUUGUGGAAACCAUUUUUGAGAGAGGCAUGGCCACCUGCUUUGCCUACGGACAGACAGGCAGUGGAAAAACACAUACUAUGGGUGGUGAUUUCUCUGGGAAAAAACAAGACUGCUCUAAAGGAAUUUAUGCAUUAGCUGCUCGGGAUGUAUUUCUCAUGUUGAAGAAACCCAGCUACAAAAAGUUAGAUCUACAAGUGUACGCAGCUUUCUUUGAAAUCUACAGUGGGAAGGUGUUUGACCUGCUGAAUCGUAAAGCUAAGCUGAGGGUACUGGAGGAUGGGAAACAGCAAGUGCAGGUGGUGGGGCUGCAGGAGAAGGAGGUCAAGUGCACAGAGGAUGUCCUGAAACUCAUUGAAGUGGGAAACAGCUGCAGAACAUCAGGGCAGACGUCAGCCAACGCUCACUCGUCUCGCAGCCACGCCGUAUUCCAGAUCAUUCUCCGGAGGAAGGGGAAGAUGCAUGGAAAGUUCUCCCUCAUCGAUCUUGCGGGCAAUGAGAGGGGGGCGGAUACAUCGAGCGCUGACCGGCAGACUCGUCUGGAGGGAGCAGAGAUCAACAAAAGCUUGUUAGCCCUGAAGGAGUGUAUCAGAGCUCUGGGUCGUAACAAGCCCCAUACGCCAUUCAGAGCCAGUAAGCUCACCCAGGUCCUCAGAGACUCCUUUAUUGGGGAAAACUCACACACAUGCAUGAUUGCAACCAUUGCUCCUGGGAUGACAUCCUGUGAGACAACACUCAACACACUACGCUACGCUAACAGAGUGAAGGAGUUUGGGAUUAGUCCGUCAGACAUCCAGCGGCUCUGUGGCUGAAGAAACACAGGCAAAUUGGAUGCAAGUUCAGCCACUCAGCCAAUUAAAUUUGUGCAUUCUGGGUGCUAAACACUGGGACUCUGCAGCCCUGACAGCGUAGAGUUACACGUGAAAAGACAGUAGAAAGAAGAAGAAAGAUAGCAAUGUAGAAAAAAGGGGAGAAAUACAGAUGAUAGCACUGGAGAAAGUGGAGAAAAAGAAAAUAGAAAAACAGUGAAUUGAAGAAAGGGAGUGAAAAAUCAGGAAA
Molecule: messenger RNA, 1706 nt
Organism: Oreochromis niloticus (Nile tilapia)
Lineage: Eukaryota; Metazoa; Chordata; Actinopteri; Cichliformes; Cichlidae
Product: kinesin-like protein KIF2A
Exons: 12
Coding region: 212-1459 (415 amino acids)
Biological process (GO): microtubule depolymerization; microtubule-based movement
Cellular component (GO): microtubule
Molecular function (GO): ATP binding; microtubule motor activity; microtubule binding
Source: RefSeq, a predicted model, not a curated record